Messenger RNA from Solanum dulcamara, 1257 nucleotides. RefSeq names its product PHD finger protein ALFIN-LIKE 4-like. The coding region runs from base 121 to 945 and encodes 274 amino acids. Gene Ontology annotation, molecular function: transcription cis-regulatory region binding; histone binding; transcription coregulator activity. Lineage: Eukaryota; Viridiplantae; Streptophyta; Magnoliopsida; Solanales; Solanaceae. Gene Ontology annotation, cellular component: nucleus. Gene Ontology annotation, biological process: regulation of DNA-templated transcription. The record is from RefSeq and is a predicted model, not a curated record. The transcript has 5 exons.
UUAGUAGUAUAGUAGUAAUGGAAUUGGUAGUUGUAUUAUGAAAUUCUCCCAAACUCUUUGACUUCCUACCAAGUCUAAAUUGUUUGGACUUUCUUCUUAUUCCCCAUAAUUUUUGAAAACAUGGAAUUUGGAGCAAAACUACAGAAGAAGAAUAAAGCCCUCGAUGUCUUUAAGAAUUUCAAGGGCCGACAUGCUGGUCUCAUUAAGGCUCUCACCACUGAUGUGGAAGAAUUUUUUAAGCAGUGUGAUCCUGAAAAGGAGAACUUGUGCUUGUAUGGACUCCCAAAUGAGCGAUGGGUGGUCAAUCUGCCUGCUGAAGAUUCACCACCAGGACUUCCAGAGCCUGUUCUUGGUAUUAACUUUGCUAGAGACGGAAUGCAACUUAAGGAAUGGCUUUCUUUUGUUGCCUAUCACAGUGAUGCUUGGUUGCUUGCUGUUGCCUUCUAUGCUGGUGCUAGAUUUGGAUUGGGUAAAGCCGACAGGAAAAAGCUCUUUGACAUGAUAAAUGAUUUGCCUACAAUACAUGAAGUAGUGACUGGUGUUCCAAAGACGCAACAAAAAGAAAAAUCUACUGUCUCUAAUCAAAGUAAAAACAAAUCCAAGCCAAACGCCAGUAAGGCGUCGGAGUCUCAGGUUAAGUUUAGAAAGCUGCAGCAUAAAUAUGAAGAAGAUGAUGAUGAUGAUGAUGAAGGAGAAGAAGAUGAAGAAGACGAGGAGGAAUGGGGUAUUGAGAAGGAUGUUGAAGAGGAGCAAGGUGAGACACUGUGCGGCUUAUGUGGAGGGAAGUAUGCAGAGGAUGAAUUUUGGAUAUGUUGUGAUCAUUGUGAAACGUGGUUCCACGGCCAGUGCGUGAAGAUCACCCCUGCCAUGGCAGAGUACAUUAAGCAAUACAAGUGCCCGCCUUGCAGCAGCAAAAGAUCCCGGACCCCGUGUACAGAAUACUGAUCAACAAGAGUUCUCUUGCUGCUAGGUCCAGCUGACUGUUUUAGUUAAGCUAUUCAUGAUCUUUUGCAAAAAUGCCUGAAGUUCAGCCAGCCAUAUGAAACUUCAAACAUUUUAUCUGACUAACUUCAGUCACCAUAUGUCUGAAAUUGUCCCGAAGUGAGUAGAUGUGCCUAAACUUUAUAAAUUUAGGGCGUAACUUAAACAGUGACACCGGAAUCAGGUAUAUGUGUACUCCCCCACCCCAUCCAAUUUAAAACUUAAAUUCAUUUUUUAAAAACUAUUUAAAGACUAAAGAUGUGCUUGUUUAUCCCA